AUGGGUGAGUUCUGCGGGACAUUUAUGUUUCUUUGGUGUGCUUACGUCAUCUGUAAUGUCGCCAACCAUGAUGUCUCAUUGAAGCUAAAUACUGAAUUCACUACGGUGUCCCAUCCAGGCCAAGUCAUCUUGAUCGCCUUGGGGUUCGGUAUGUCUGUUAUGUUCUCCGUUUGGUGUUUUGCUGAUGUUUCUGGUGGUGCUUUGAACCCAGCCGUCUCUUUGUCUCUAGCUUUGUCCAGAGCCAUCACUCCAACAAGAUUUAUUGUCAUGUGGUUGGCUCAAAUGACCGCUGGGAUGGCUGCCGGUGGUGCCGCAAGUGCAAUGACCCCAGGUCCUGUCUUGUUUAAUAACGCUUUGGGAAUGGGUUGUUCUCCAGCAAGAGGUGUCUUCUUGGAAAUGUUCGGUACCGCAGUCCUAUGUUUAACUGUGUUGAUGACAGCUGUGGAAAAGCGUGCCUCCAGUUUCAUGGCCGCAUUACCCAUCGGGAUCUCUUUAUUCGUGGCUUUGACUGCUUACACCGGUACUGGUGUCAACCCAGCAAGAUCCUUCGGUGCAUCAUUAGCUAAGAACAGUUUCCCUCGUUACCAUUACAUCUACUGGAUCGGUCCAAUGAUGGGCAGUGGGUUGGCCUGGAGUGUUUGGCAAAUCCUACAAUGGUUGGACUACCAAACUUAUGUGGAAGCUGAAAAGAAUGCUGGUGGUCCAAAGGAAACUAAUGAAGUUCGUGAUCUAGUUUGA
This is a messenger RNA of Naumovozyma castellii, 738 nucleotides long. RefSeq names its product Aqy1p (gene AQY1). The coding region runs from base 1 to 738 and encodes 245 amino acids. Lineage: Eukaryota; Fungi; Ascomycota; Saccharomycetes; Saccharomycetales; Saccharomycetaceae. The record is from RefSeq and is a predicted model, not a curated record. The transcript has a single exon.